AACCCUAACAGGAGUUGUCGUCAUGUUUUGCCUGACAGCGUUCAGGCCCCUGAACGAGAUGGAGUUGUGAAAAAGUGGAAGCACUGCCCGGCAAGCGCUAGCCAAGUCAACUCUGUUGUCUGUACUUCAAACGCGUUAAAUAACUCGAUGAUUUCCGGGUUUGCGUGUAUAUUAUUUCGAAACAAAGUAUUUACUUUUUCAAUUAAGAAAUCGGUAACUGUAGCUGGAAACCAGGUUUCUAAGACAAGAAAUUGUUGUAAUAUGGAGGAAGUUCUCAAUCAAGACUGUGUACAAAAGGAUGCGAAAUCCAACAAAAGAUCGUUUGAAUUGAGCCAUGAAGUGGAACCUGCGCAAGUUGAAGAAACAGUCAAACGAGCACGUUCUCAAAAAAAAAAGAAAUUUGCACUUCUCUUAAGUUAUUGCGGUCAGGGAUAUCUUGGAAUGCAAUUCAAUCAUGGGUUCAAAACGAUUGAAGGUGAAUUGUUUCAAGCAUUUUUAAAACUUGGAAUAAUGGAUGAUGACUCCCUUAACACACCACAAUCUAUACAUUUCCAAAGAGCAGCACGAACAGAUAAAGGAGUAUCUGCCAUCCGCCAAGUCGUUUCGCUCAAAAUGAGUAAUAUUCUUUUUGCAGGGAUACCAGAUGAAGAUCUAUGUAAGGAGCUAAAUUCACUCCUUCCUCACUGUGUACAAGUGCUUGCUACAAGGAAGGUUACAGCAGGUUUUAAUAGCAAAACUGCAUGUGAUUCCCGAUCCUACGCUUAUGUGAUGCCUACAUUUGCCUUUGCCUCUAAGGAAGUGCCUCCCUCCCAUCAGUUUCGUCUGAAGUCGGAAACUCUUGAUCAAGUGAACUCCUUGCUUUCGUUUUUUAAAGGGACACGCAAUUACCAUAACUUCACAUCAGGCAGGCCUGCGCAGGAUCCUAGCUGUAAACGUUACGUAACGCACUUUUCUUGCAGCCUGCCUUUCAUAGUAAAAGAUGUGGAAUUUGUAAAAAUCACAAUCAAAGGACAGAGUUUCAUGUUGCAUCAGAUACGUAAAAUGAUAGGACUUACAAUCGCUAUCAUGCGUGGAUUCACGUCAAAAGAAAUACUAGAAAAAGCAUUCAAAAUGGAGCGGGUUAAUAUUCCUACAGCGCCCAGUUUAAAUCUAUUGUUGGAGGAGCCCCAUUAUGACAGCUAUAAUCGCCGUUAUGGGAGCGACGGAGUACACGAAGCUUUAGACUGGAGUUCCUGCGCAGUAGAUGUAGAUCAGUUUUACAAAAACUCAAUUCUGCCAGUUAUCUAUGAAGGAGAGAUGGAUUCUCCGGAUGGUGGUUCAAUGAAAAAUUGGCUUUUAACAUCAUUGCCACUUCACACCUACGAAUUCCCAUUAAAGCCAGAGGAAAAGUUACCGGACCUCGUCUGUGAUUGACAUUUCCUUAAUCAGUUGACUUCAAAACGAAUUUGAAUGUGUAAUAAAUGGAAAAGCCAUUA
Molecule: messenger RNA, 1475 nt
Organism: Daphnia magna
Lineage: Eukaryota; Metazoa; Arthropoda; Branchiopoda; Diplostraca; Daphniidae
Gene: Pus1
Product: tRNA pseudouridine synthase A
Exons: 7
Coding region: 148-1413 (421 amino acids)
Biological process (GO): mRNA pseudouridine synthesis; tRNA pseudouridine synthesis
Cellular component (GO): nucleus
Molecular function (GO): RNA binding; pseudouridine synthase activity
Source: RefSeq, a predicted model, not a curated record